Cladocopium goreaui is the source of this 231-nucleotide messenger RNA. The record is from the annotation of a GenBank genome assembly. Lineage: Eukaryota; Dinophyceae; Suessiales; Symbiodiniaceae.
AUGUGCUUUGAUGCUUUGAACCCCUUCGUCACCGCGGAGCAUUUCAAUCAACUGCUAACAUCCAGGCUUGGGCUUCACUACGACGCGGUAAAGGCGAAACAGAUCUUCAAACUGCUGCUUGGGCUGAUGACAAAAGGGGGUGUUGAAGGAUGUUAUGUGGGACAACAAAUCCUCUUGAUGGAUCAUCAAUCCACUUGUAACCAUCUAAGAAUUUAUCAUAUUCUUCUUUAA